AUGGCAUAUUUUGGAGAAAGUCUAGUGGGAAUUGCCUCAGAAUGGUUCAUCGAUCAAGAUAUUUCUAAUUGGCCUACAUGGGAUGACAUGGCAGGAGAUUUUGUUCGACAAUUUCAGUAUAACAUUGAUAUUGUGCCUGAUCGCACUUCUCGCGCCAGUAUAAGAAAAAAUCCUACCGAGAGUUUUAGAGAAUAUGCUAUCAAGUGGAGGGAACAAGAUGCUAGGGUCAAACCGCCGAUGAAGGAGUCGGAAAUGAUUGAUGUUUUCCUCCUGGCACAAGAACCUGAUUACUUCCACUACUUGCUUUCCACAGUGGGAAAGACAUUCGCAGAAGCAAUUAAAGUUGGAGAAAUGGUUGAAAAUGGCAUCAAGUCUGGCAAAAUUGUGAGUCAGGUAGCACUCAAGGCUACCACCCAAGCAAUUCAAAAUGGGUCUGGUGGUUUUGGAAAUCGAAAAAAGAAAGAGGAAGGGUCCAGUGCUGCUCAAAGGGGGACAAACCACCAAAUCUUACGAGGACAAUCCAACUCACCUCAACAUUUUUAUCUGCAUCAGGGUCCCCACUACUCAAUUGCUCCACCCCAAUAUACGGUUUUCAACACCCAGGCAUAUGCCCGACCUCCUCAACGCCAACAAUGGAGGGCGCCUGCUCCACAAUGUUUUCGUCCCCAACAACAAAAUUUUCAAGCACCUUAUAAUCCACGUCCUAAGACUGAUUAUGUAAGAGAACAAAGACAGAGGAAAAAUUUCACCCCAAUUGGUGAAUCAUACACAAGCCUGUUGCGGAAAUUGAUACAAUUGGGUUUGAUUGAACCUAUCAUGUCGUGUAAUGUCAACCCAAAUGCAAGAGGUUUUGACCCCACUGUCAGGUGCGAGUAUCAUUCUAACGCUCAGGGUCAUAGCAAGGAAAAUUGUUUUACUUUGAAGAGAGCCAUUGAGAAGCUAAUUGAUGACAAAGCAAUUGUGAUACAUGACGAAGAGGCUCCGAAUGUCACCAACAACCCACUUCCUGCUCACAACAAUGCUCAUGUUGUUGGGAUGAUCUGUGACGAAAAGGAAUACAAGCAAACAAGCAAAACAGUAAUGGAAAUUGACACCUUAAAAGAAGGGUUGGUUAUGGUGACAAAGUCCGCACAAGAAGCACCGUUGUUUGUAAAAGGUGCAAGUUCUAAUGCAAAUCUCAAAGGUUCGGGAAAGUUGAUAUUGUAUGUCCCUGGAGCCACAAAGAAAAAAGAGACAUUAGUAACUGGACAAAAAUUAUAUGUUCCUAGUGGUUUUCCCAGGUUUGGUCAAAACCAGAAUGGUUUAAGAAAGAUGACAGAACCAAUUGUGAUAAAGCACACGACACAACUUCUGGUGACAAACAUGAAAACUAUCCCAUGGACCUACAACAAAACCACUGUGACUUACAAGGGCAAGGAUAUUGUUGAAGAAAUAGACGAAACCGGUGGCUUAACGCGUUCUGGAAGGUGUUAUGCUCCAGAAGAAUUAAGGAGAGCCAAACAAGCUAGGGAUAGCCAAUUUCUGGUGGAAAAACCCAUCACUGAAGAAGAGGCUGAAGAGUUCAUGAAGAAGAUGAAAGUUCAACAUUACUCUAUUGUUGAUCAGUUGAGAAAAACUCCUGCUCAGAUUUCAUUGCUAUCUUUGCUCAUAUAUUCUAAAGAGCACCGUCAAGCAUUGAUUAGAAUUCUGAAUGAGGCACAUGUUUCAGACAAAACAAAUGUAAGUCACUUGGAAAAGAUGGCCAAUAGAAUAUUUGAGGUGAAUAGAAUCACUUUCACCGAUGAUGAGUUGCCUGUGGAAGGAGCUGGACAUAACAAGGCUUUGCAUUUAACUGUCAAAUGUGAAGAACAUUAUGUGAAAAGAGUCAUGAUUGAUGGAGGCUCGGGUGUGGACAUCUGCCCCCUCUCUACUUUGCAAAGUUUGAAAAUCAGCACAGAUAGAAUUCGUACUAACAAUGUGUGUGUUCGAGCUUUCGAUGGCGCAAAAAGAGACACCAUUGGUGAAAUUGAUCUUACUUUAAAAAUUGGACCUGUUGAUUUUGGGAUCACAUUCCAAGUUAUAGACAUGGACACUUCCUACAACUUGCUUUUAGGAAGGCCAUGGAUCCAUGCAGCCAGAGCGGUGCCAUCUACUUUACACCAAGUGGUCAAGUUUGAAUAUGAGAAACAAGAAAUUACUGUUCAUGGUGAAGAUGAUCUUUCAAUAUAUAGAGACCCUUCUGUCCCAUGUGUCGAGGCCAAGGAAGGUUGUGAAUCCCUCAUAUUUCAGACCUUUGAAAUAGUGGCAGCUGAUCAGUUUAUGGAAGGGAAGCCUAUCCUAGAGCCCCGUCUAUCCUCUACUUCAGUCAUGGUGGCUACACAAAUGCUGCAAAACGGUUAUGAGCCAGGAAAGGGCUUGGGGGUGUCAUUGCAAGGAAUUGUUGACCCUAUCUCUCCAUUUGGUAAUCAAAAUACUUUUAGCUUGGGUUUUAGGCCAACUAAUGCUGACAGGAAAUAG
Molecule: messenger RNA, 2496 nt
Organism: Lycium barbarum (goji berry)
Lineage: Eukaryota; Viridiplantae; Streptophyta; Magnoliopsida; Solanales; Solanaceae
Exons: 1
Coding region: 1-2496 (831 amino acids)
Molecular function (GO): nucleic acid binding
Source: RefSeq, a predicted model, not a curated record